AUGGAACAACCUAAUCCAACUGGCUUGAGGUUCUUUUCCUUAGGUGGUGGUAAUGAGGUCGGUAGAUCAUGUCACAUCCUUCAAUAUAAAGGUAAAACUAUUAUGUUAGAUGCAGGUGUUCAUCCUGCUUACCAAGGCCUUGCAUCCUUACCUUUCUAUGAUGAAUUUGAUUUAUCUACAGUUGAUAUACUAUUGAUUUCACAUUUUCAUUUAGAUCAUGCAGCAUCGUUACCUUAUGUCAUGCAAAGAACUAACUUUAAUGGUAGAGUGUUUAUGACACAUCCAACUAAAGCUAUUUACAGAUGGUUAUUAAAAGAUUUCGUCCGUGUUACGAGCAUUGGUGGUUCUCCUAAUGAGAAAGAUGAUAAUUUAUACACAGAUGAAGAUUUGUCUGAAUCCUUUGAUAGAAUAGAGACUAUUGACUAUCAUUCAACCAUGGAUGUCAAUGGUAUUAAAUUUACGGCCUUUCAUGCAGGUCAUGUUCUUGGUGCUGCCAUGUUUCAAAUAGAAUUGGGAAGUUUGAGAGUUCUCUUUACAGGUGAUUAUUCUCGUGAACUGGAUCGUCAUUUGAAUUCUGCUGAAAUCCCGCCAUUAGCUUCUGAUGUUUUAAUCGUGGAAUCGACUUUUGGUACUGCCACACAUGAACCUCGUUUGAGUAGAGAAAAGAAAUUAACACAACUGAUUCAUAGUACUGUAACCAAGGGAGGCCGUGUUUUAAUGCCAGUUUUUGCAUUAGGUAGAGCCCAAGAAUUAAUGUUAAUCCUAGAUGAAUACUGGUCUCACAAUGAAGAAGAAUUGGGAAAUGGUCAAGUGCCGAUCUAUUAUGCUUCUAACCUAGCCAAGCGUUCUAUGAGUGUCUUCCAGACAUAUGUUAAUAUGAUGAAUGAUUCUAUUCGUAAAAAAUUCAGAGAUUCAAAAACAAACCCAUUCAUUUUUAAAAAUAUUUCAUAUUUGAAAAAUAUUGAUUCCUUUCAGGAUUUUGGUCCUUCCGUGAUGCUAGCUGCACCAGGUAUGUUACAAAAUGGUUUAUCUAGAGAUUUAUUGGAAAAAUGGUGUCCUGAACCUAAAAAUAUGGUAUUAAUAACUGGUUAUUCUGUUGAAGGUAGCAUGGCGAAAUAUCUGAUGUUAGAACCUGAAAAUAUUCCAUCUGUUAAUAAUCCCGAAGUGAAUAUCCCAAGAAGAUGUCAAGUAGAGGAAAUCUCAUUUGCUGCUCAUGUUGAUUUUCAAGAAAACAUUGACUUUAUUGAGCAGAUAAGAGCGUCAAAUAUUAUAUUAGUUCAUGGUGAAUCCAAUCCUAUGGGUAGAUUGAAAUCAGCUUUGUUAUCUAACUUUUCCAGUACGAAAGGUACAGAAGAUGAAGUUCACGUAUUUAAUCCACGAAACUGCGCAGACGUGAUCCUUGAGUUCAAAGGUGUAAAAGUGGCCAAAGCUGUUGGAACAAUUGUGGAAGAGAUCCAAAAAGAAGAAAAGGAAAUAAAAGAAGAAAAAGAAAUAAGAGAAGAAGAUGCAAAUAUCAAAUCUGAGACCAGUGAUGUGAAACUAGAAAAAAGUGAUGAAAAAAUAAUACCCAAAGAAGGAAAACAAAAUGAUGAUAACGAAGGAGUUAUUAUUUCUGGUAUUUUAGUAUCUAAUGAGAAGAAUUUUGAUCUAAAUUUAGUAUCACUUGAAGACCUAAGAGAGCAUUAUUCCGAAUUGUCUACGACUGUUCUGAGAGAAAGACAAUCUGUUCAAGUAAACUGUAGAAAAGAAUUAAUUUAUUGGCAUUUAUGCCAGAUGUUUGGUGAUAUUAGCGUGCUUGAAGAUGAAGAUGAAAUAACUAACGUAGUUGAAAACGGUGAAACGGAGAAAAAAAUCAAUGAUGACAUGGGAAGACUAGUUCUUGAAAUUAUGAAUGACUUAAAGUUGACUGUAGUUAACCAUGUCGCUACAUUAGAAUGGAUUCAAGGUCUCAUAAGUGACAGUGUUGCAGACUCUAUUAUAGCCAUUCUGAUGAGUGUCGAUUCAACUCCAGCAAGUGUCAAAAGAAGUAGUAAUAGUUGUAACCACAACCAUACUCAUGGAAAUACACUACAAAUAGAACAAACUGAUGAUGUUUGGAAAAUAAAGCAAAUAUCAAAACUUUUCACUCGGCAGUUCGGUGAUUCUUUUACUUUACUUCUAGGAAAAAAUAAUUCUGAUAAUAUCAAGAAAGAAGAGAAUACUGAAGUUAAACAAGAAACUGACGAUAUAUUUGGAAUGGUCACUAUCGGUAAAAAUACAGCUCGUAUCAAUUUUUCAAAAAUGAAAAUAGUAGAAUGCAAUUCCAAUCCAUUAAAGGGCAGAGUGGAAAGUAUAAUGAAUAUUGGUACUGACCUAGUAGCAUCAUUGUGUUGA
This is a messenger RNA of Tetrapisispora phaffii CBS 4417, 2373 nucleotides long. RefSeq names its product cleavage polyadenylation factor subunit YSH1 (gene YSH1). Bases 1 to 2373 code for a protein of 790 amino acids. Gene Ontology annotation, biological process: mRNA 3'-end processing by stem-loop binding and cleavage. Gene Ontology annotation, molecular function: 5'-3' exonuclease activity; RNA binding; RNA endonuclease activity. The transcript has a single exon. Lineage: Eukaryota; Fungi; Ascomycota; Saccharomycetes; Saccharomycetales; Saccharomycetaceae. The record is from RefSeq and is a predicted model, not a curated record. Gene Ontology annotation, cellular component: mRNA cleavage and polyadenylation specificity factor complex.